This is a messenger RNA of Macrobrachium nipponense, 34414 nucleotides long. RefSeq lists its product as uncharacterized. Lineage: Eukaryota; Metazoa; Arthropoda; Malacostraca; Decapoda; Palaemonidae. Gene Ontology annotation, molecular function: actin filament binding; endonuclease activity; DNA binding. Gene Ontology annotation, cellular component: actin cytoskeleton; plasma membrane. Gene Ontology annotation, biological process: actin filament bundle assembly; DNA repair. The record is from RefSeq and is a predicted model, not a curated record.
UCGUUUCUAUACUGUGAGGCUUGUUCAAGCCCCGCCCUCCCUCCCUCCCCCCUUUCUCGUAAAGGUUGUGUCAACUCAGGGCUUCUAAUCCCAUCUUUUGGUGUUUUCAUUUCGCAGUGAUUCAUAACCAGUGAUGGAAAAAGUGUUCUCCAACUAAUCAGUGCCAGUGUAAAGUGAUUGUUGUUGACUGUAUCACAUUAGUGCAUGCGUGCAUAGAUAGCUUACAGUACAUAACCGUCGCUUCGAGCGAUGAACGAAGUGAAAAGAUGUUUUGCCACCAUCAAGGCUCAGGUGCCUGAGUGGUUCCCACAGAUUCCGGAAUUGACCAUACCAAGGCUUCAGGAUUGGAAUUUGCCUACUCUCCCACAAUGGAAUUUGACAAACCCUCAAGAAUGGAACUUACCUAGGCCACAGAAUUGGACCAUGCCGAGUCUGACAGAGUGGCAGCUGCCCAAUUUAUCAGAAUUGGGCAGAAAUGGUAGGGACCGCAUCUAUUCAUACAUGCCGAAUGUCAACAUUCCAUGCUGGUUUUAUCCUUCGUAUGUUCGGGGACGUGUCCGUGCCUUUGUCCUGAGGAUUUGGGUUGUUUUCAUUACUUUCUUGGCAGUCAAGGAAGGUGAUGUGCAAGAGGAGGACAUCAAGCACGAUGCUGCCCCAUCCACUGAGGAACUGGGUGAAGUCUAUACCGAAGAACGUACUGAAAAUCAGCGAAAAAUAUCGACAUUAGCUGAAGUUGAAGAAGAAGAAGAAGAGGAAGAAGAAGGAUGGCGAGAAGGCCUAGGGGAGAGGGGAGGGCUAGCACGUUACCCAGGAGUUGAGAACUUAUUGGCACAAUCUCCUCUGGCAGAGUUGCCAGUUCAUAGGCCAUCCCCCUUGACUGCUGGCAUAAGAGAAGUAAAUAAACAAGAUAGCGAAGAGAGUGAUAUUCCAGAAGUGGUAGAAGAACAGCAGUUAGUAGGACAGGUUUGCGAGGAAAAGGAUGAGCUGUGGAAAUCACUUCUUGCCAAAUAUGCUCUUGAUGAAGAAACCGCAAAGAAAAAGGCCUCACUGGAAGAGGAAGAAGAAGUUCCUGAAUUUGUUGGCACAGCAGAAGAAAUUGUGGAAAGAUAUGCAGCAAAGUUUGAAUCAGAGGAGCCAGCAGAUGAAAUUGAUGCUGAUGGACGAGAGGUGUCAGCGGAAGAAUUUACUGCUAAAGUUGGAAAACGACUGGAAGAGUACCUUUCAAGGCUUGAGGAAGAUGAGGAGGAAUCCCCUGCUGCAGAUGACCUAACCACAUAUGAAGUUAAAGACAUUGAAGAGGAAGUUGCUGAAACAGCUCAAGAUUUUGAGGAAACAGUUGAUGCUGAGCAAGCAGACUCUGCAAGUAAAGAGAAUAGUCAUGUAUUUAUUGUUAUUGAAGAUGACGAAGCAAAAAGCGAGAAAGUGGAUGAUUCACUUGUAAGAGAUGAACUUGAUAACAAGGAAACAGAAGCAGUGGCAUUCGAUGUUAGGGAAGAGGAAGAGUAUAUUAGUGCUUUAAAUGAGCCUGAAGUACAAAGGAGGGAACAUGUUGAUUCUCAGGCAAAGCCAUCAGGUGUUACAGUCAGACUUAGUGGAAUAGUUAUAGAAGAAGAAGUUGAGGAAUCAUCAGGAGCAGAUACAGAAUCUUCGACGGAUGCCAAAAAAGUACAGCGUUUGCUUGAAAGACAGGGCCAUGAUGAAGAUGUUACUCAGCAAGACAGUGCUGAGGAGAUUUUGGCCCACAUUAUUGAUGAAAAUGCCCAGAAUGAUCUUGAAGAAAAGAUAGUGAAAGAAACAUCUGUUGAAAAAGAACUAGGUAUAGAUAAAGUAGAAGAAACCUUUGCCGAAAAAGAACUUGUAGAAGAUAAAGUAGAAGAAAUCUUUGUUGAAAAAGAACUUGCUGAAUAUGAAGUAGAAGAAAAAGAACCUGCUGAAGAUGAAGUAGAAGAUAUGCAUAAGGAAAGUAUAAAUGUUGAUAUGUGUGAAGGCCAUUCAGAAGAUAUUGUUUUAAUGGAUAGCAAUGAACUAUCUAAGGAAGAAAUUCAGGAUAGUGCAGGUGAAGAGUUGUUAAAAGGAACUACUUCAGAAGAAAUUCAUGCAGUGGGUGAUUUGACGAGUGAGUCUCUAGAGGUGUCUGCAGAGCUUCAAGAUGAGCAUGAACUAAAGGAAAUGGAAACUUCCAUUGAAAAACCAAUUGAAGCUCAUAUGACAGAUGUGACCAAGGAAAUAAUUCCCACAGAUGAAGAAGAGAGCAUUUUUGCCAAAGAAGAGAUAGCAGGCAAUGAAAAAGUGGAAUUAUGUGAAGAGAAAAUUGAAGUAUCUACAGAGGCUACUGGAGAUGUUAAUGUAGAAAAAGGAAUAAAUGAAGGUGAGGUUGCUGAUGUUAGUGAAACUAGAGAUUCUGAAAAUGUUGAUUUAAUUGGAAAUGUGCCUAUAUCCAAUGAUGUAACAACUGUUCCUUUGGCACAGAACCUUGAACAGGUGGAUGGUGAUCACUUUGGUUUACAGCUUUCAAAGGAAAUAAGUGAACCUACUGAAGAAACAGUCACUGAAGAUUCAAGUAAUCAACAGCCUGAUGUGAUAAAGGAUUCAAACGAAAACAAAAGUGGUUUUUGGAACUGGUGGCAAUCGGGUGACAAGGAAAAAGAUGCAUCUAAAGAUGUCAGAGAUCAGGCCUCUGCUGAUGACAAGAAAGAUGAUAAGGUCACAGAUAGUCCAAAAGGGAGGUUUUGGACCAGGUGGACAGCAUCUGAUAAGGAAACAGAUGUUCCAAAAGAUGAGAAGAGUGUUUCUGCUGAUGAGAAAGUGGAAGACAAAACUUCUGAUGGCACCUCAGGUGGUUUUUGGAGUCGAUGGAAGACAGGUGAUAAAGACAAAGAUGCAGGUAAAGUUGAAGAAUGUAGCGAGGAAGCUGUUGCCAAGGAAGAGGGCACAAAGGCUACUGAGGAGACCACAGGAAGAUUCUGGAGCAAGUGGGUGACAGGUGACAAGGUAACCAUUGAUAAGGAAGUUCAUGAAGAAGAUAGCAAGGCAACUGGUUAUAGCAGUUUUUGGCGCAGAAAAGAUACUAGUGACAAAGAAAAGGAUGAUAAUAAACAAAUGGAAGAAACAGUAAAAGACGACACUGCUAAAGUUGACACAGAAGACGUUGAAAGAGAUGAUGCUGAAAAACUCGUAUCUGAAUUGCAAAUAGAAGAAAAGUUAGAAGAAAUUGUAAAAGAUGACAUUGCAAAAGUUGAUACAGAUGAUGCUGAAAAACUUGCAUGUGAAUUGCAAAUGGAAGAGACAGUAGAAGAUGACACUACAAAAGUUGACACAGAUGAUGCUGAAAAAUAUGAGGCAGAAAAACUUGUAUCUGAGUUGCAAAUGGAAGAAAAAAUAGAAGAAACGGUAAAAGAUGACACAGCAAAAGUUGACACAGAUGAUGCUGAAAAACUUGCAUCUGAAUUGCAAAUGGAAGAAAAAAUGGAAGAAACAGUAGAAGAUGUCACUGUAAAUGUUGACACAGAUGAUGCUGAAAAACUUGCAUCUGAAUUGCAAAUGGAAGAAAAAAUGGAAGAAACAGUAGAAGAUGUCACUGUAAAAGUUGACACAGAUGAUGCUGAAAAAGAUGAUGCUGAAAAACUCGCAUCUGAAUGGCAAAUGGAAGAAAAAAUAGCAGAAACGGUAAAAGAUGACACUGAAAAAGAUGACACUGCAAAAGUUGACGCAGAUGCCGCUGAAAAAGAUGAUGCUGAAAAACUUGCAUCUGAAUUGCAAAUGGAAGAAAAAAUAGCAGAAACAGUAAAAGAUGACACUGAAAAAGAUGACACUGCAAAAGUUGACACAGAUGCCGCUGAAAAAGAUGAUGCUGAAAAUCUCGCAUCUGAAUUGCAAAGUGUGAAAGAUGGUGAAAUAACUGUUGAUGAUUUCUCAAGCAGGCAGGGUGAAGAUGUAAAGGACAGUUCUGAAGUUGUUGAAGUUUUCAGUGAAACUGUUAACAAAACUGAAGAAGAGACAACUACUGAAGUUUCCCUAAACAAUGUCCUGACUUAUGAGGAAGGCAAACAAGAAAUGGAUGAAGAGCUAAUUUCUGACUCAGCAAGCAAAUUCUUAUCUGCCAAUGAGGUAGUCAUUGAAAAAGAUGACAUGCAGCAGGAGAAACUGGGCGAUGACUCUACAGGUGGUAUUUUGAAAAAACUGAGAAUAGAUGAAGAGGCAAAUGACACUGAAAUCACAGAGGUAAAGAGUGAGUUAGUUGCUGAAGAAAGCGAAAUUACAGAUGAUGUGAAAAGUUUUGUUAAAAGUGAUGAGACUGUGGACAAGGAAGAAGAUGCACAUAAGGUUCCUGAGGAUGUUGUCAGCAAACCUCCUGUUUUAGAUGAUGAUUCCUCGAUCAGCUUUUGGGAUCAAUGGAAGGCAAGUGAAAAGGAAACACCUGAAGAUGUUGCCGAAGUAGCUAGUGAACAUACUUAUGAGCAAGAAGUGAAAGUUCCUGAUGAUUCUAUAAGUGGUACGUGGCAGAUGGAGGAGAAAGAGAAAGAUAUUCAGGAAAGAGACCAGGUAGUAAGUGAACAGGCUGACAGUUCAAAAGUUAAAUAUGAUGAUGAUGCAAACAGUUUUUGGGAUUAUUGGAGAGCAGAUGGUAAGGGAAAACAUACUGAAACUACAGUGGACUCUACAGGUGAUGUUUGUAACCAAAUGGAGAGCAGUGAUCAAGAAAAGAUUGAUCAAGAAACAGCUGCUGUAACUGAUGAGCCACAGGUAGAAGCACAGACAGAGGCCUUAGUAGAUGAUGUUCUGUCAGACAACAUGAGGACGUGGAAAAGUCCAAGACGUGAAUUUGAUGAGUCCUCCGAUGUUAAAGAUAUUAUUCCAGCUGAAGUCAGUGAACUGUCAGAAGGCCAGCCAGAAGAUAAAGAUAUGCCUGAAGCUGACCCAACUUUAGAUGUUGCUUGGACAAAGGAUGAAGAUAUGAAAGAUGAUAUUGCUUUUAAUGUGGAUGAUGAUAUUAAAAAUUUCGGCAUAGCUGACAGAACUGCAGCUGAGAUUGAAGCAGCCUUUAAAGAACAGUUUGACUCCAUGGAAGAGGAAGAAGAAGAGGUAAUGGAGAUAGAAGACCAAGAUAUAUUAGCGGGUGGUGAGUUACACAUGGAGGAAGAUCUUAAUGGUUAUUAUGCUGAAGGUGAAGAUGCCAUGGAAGCUAAUCAUAGUAUACCAUCCAGCCCGGUUAUGCCAGUCGAAGAAGCGGAAGACUAUUUAGAAGAAGUGAAUGAUUUACUAGUAAGACGAGCAAGUAAGCGACCUGAGUGGUUGGAUGAACCAGAGGAAAUGCAAGGGGUCGUUCCUGAUAACCCACUUUUGGCCAAGUAUUUGGCAAUGCCAGCUUCACUUACUGAAGAAGAAGAAGUGGAGUUACGAGCCUUUCUUGCUGAAAAUGAAGGUGCUGACGACAUUGACAUUGCACAUUUUAUGGGUCUGCCUCAUGGCUUGACAGAGCAGGAAGAGAAAGAAUACACAGAGGCAAUAGAGGAGCGUGAGCGUAUCAGACAACAAGAGCGCCAGGGACUUGAAAAGUUCAUGUCAAUGCCACCAGAGUUAACCGAACAAGAAAAACAAGAACUUUUAGAAAUAGAAGCCGAAGAACAAGAGCAUGCAGAACAGCCUUGGGAAGCAGGUGAUGCUCAGCUGGAAGACUACAUGAGCAUGCCAUCUGCACUCACAGAAGAAGAAAAGAGACUGUUAGAGGAAGGGGGUUUGGACGAAGAUGUUGAGUUCGAAGAUGAGGAACAGUACCGCCAGUAUAUUAAAGAAAAAUUCCUUCAGCAGUUGGAGGAUGAAGCGUACUGCAUGGCCGGGGAAGAGGGUGAGUAUGAUUAUGAGGAUGAUUAUGAGGAAGAGUAUGAAUAUGAAGAGGAAGAAUAUGAUGAUGAGGGUGAAAUGGAGGGUGAAUAUGUGAUGGUUGAGGAUGAUGCACAAGGAAAGGAAGGUACUGCAGCAGGGGCUAGUAGUAUGGUAGAUGAAGGGGUUAAUACAGAAUCUGGUAGUAAUGCUACUGCAGAAAAGAAAUUGGGCAAAAAAUUAUUUUCCUUUGGAAAGAAAAAUGAUAAAGAGGAAACAGAACCAGAAGGGGCAACUUCUCAGCCGAAGAAGUUUUUUCACUUCGGAGGCCUUGGAGCCAAAAAGAAAAAGGAGACACCUAAAGAUGAUGAUGAUGAUUCUCCACCCAGUAAAAAGCGUGGUGGAAGUGGAGGUUCUUUGUCUGCUCAUUUUUGCACCAUCACUGAUAGAGUGAGAGAUCAUCUAGUGGAACACCUCUCAUUGAAAUCCUUAGGCAAUAAGAGCAAAAUACCUGUUAGGAUCCCAGGAAAGACUGAUAUCACUUUGAGUGAAAGAGUAUCUAAAUCUUUCCCUCUACACAAGAGUAAACUACCAAUAGCCAUAAAGACAGUAGACAUUCUUCGAGAGUUGGAUAACAAAUUACAUAUUAGGAGUUUAGGUAUCAGAUCAAGUAGUGGAAGUAGUAGUGAUAGCAAAUCUCAAAGAAGUCCAGAUGAGAAACUGUCUAUUGAAAUGAUAAUGUCACAACAUUUUGCUGUAAAAUCUGCCAGUAUGAAAGACACAUAUAGUGGUGCGAUACUAACAAAAACUUAUCCAGUGGUAACAGAAAAGUUAGAGGUGUCACAGUGGGACUUUACCAGUGAGCCUGUAAAAGAUGACAUUGGAGAUGCCCAUGAUCUUGAGAUUCCUGAAAUAUUGGUUGGGGAAGGGGAUGAAGAUAUAGACAAUGAGGUAGCUAGUGUAUUCAGUCAAGAAAUUGAUGUGGAGGACUUCCCAGCAGACACCUGCCCAGAGGGUGUACAGCCUUUGAAAGGUGGUGGUAGCCCCUAUCAGGGAGAAGUAGAUUUUUGGCGUCAGUGGAGGAAUGAGGAACAGGGAAGUGUAACUGCUGUUCGAGAUUCUGCUUCUCCUUGGGAACUUAGAGUUGAGGAGAGUAGUCCUUCAAUUUAUGAAAGGAAGAGUAGUCCAAGUGGAGCAGGAGGAGAGGAGGGCAACAAUGAAGGAAGGGGAGAUGAAGUUCAAGAUAUUGAAAGAUUGAAGUUUGUAGAAAUAAUAGGAAUGAUGGUAGACGAGAAUGUUGAAGUUUUAUCAAAGGAUAACACAGUAGUUGAUGAACACAAAUGGGAUGACAAUGCUAGCAAGGGGCUUGCAUAUGAAGAUUCAAAAUAUAGAACAAACACUUCACACAUAGAUGGAGAGGGAGUUGAAAGUAAUGAAAGUAUUAGGAUUCCAUGCUCUGGAAUAAAUGGGGUAGAAGACCAAGAGAAUAAAGCGGGAGAAAUGACUUAUGGAAGCAAAGAAACAAAUGCAGAAGAGGAACAGUUUUCUGAAGGUGAUGGACUCAGCUAUGACCAAGAAAGAGUACAAGAAAGUGGAGGCCCCUUGGAGGAAGAAAAAAAAACUUCGUCUAAAAAAAAACUCGAAGCAAAUGAAAUAUUGCCUGAAAAUGAAUUAGAAUAUGAGAUAACAACUGGGGUUAGGGAAGAAUCUGAGGAAAGCAAAAGAUAUUUUGGAAUGAAGGACUUAACUGAAAGCAAAAAAUACCUUGGGGAUACUGGGACAGGUUCUGACAGGAAGGAUUUGGGAGAAAGCACAGAUAUAUUUAGCAAACUAAAGUCAUCUGAAGAAGAAGGGCGUUCAGCUUCCAAAAUAUUUGGCAAUAUCAAACAAAUUCAUGAAAGUGUGGGGUCCAUAGAAAUCCCAGAAAUGUCAGAGGGAGAAAAAAAAACUCCGAUUGAAAUUGAGCAAUUAGGGAAAUAUGACUGGACAAGUAGCAGUGAGUUAUUUUCUGUAAAGGACAAGGGGACUGAAUAUGAAAAUGUGUUUUACCCUCUAGCACUAGAAGACAGAAACACAUCUGUAAAGGAAAGGAGUUCCUUUGAAGACUGUCUUGAUAUAAAAAAAAACUUCGAUGGAGGAAUUACAAAACAUGAUGCAAAAAUCAGUUUAGAGAUAAUCAAAGCUUCCACCAGUGCUGUAGAAAGAACAGAACCCCAAGAAGGCGAUAUGCAGUACGAAAGUAAUGAGCUACAAAGAUACAAAGAAUACCACAAACUAGUAACUUUGCAAGAAAUUGAACUGUAUGAUAUUGAACAUGAUGAUGAAGUCGAGAACACCUGUAAUGGUGGAAGUGAAGAACAUGGAGAAAUGUUACCUAGCUACAAAGAUUUCAUUUUGAAAAAGGAAGCACAAGAAGGAAACAAAGAAUCAUCAAAGGAAGAAGAGUUAUCUGAUGAGAAGAAAACUGAUGAGAUUGUAAAUGUAUCAGUAGAAGUAGCAAGAUUAUUGGAUAAUGAAAUAAAUGUGGUUGAGGCACCAGAUUAUAUGAAGGGGUCAACCUUCAUGGAUCACUUUUUGUUGGAGGUCGAUGGACCCUCCAUACAAGUGCAGAGUUGUGGAAGACCAUUCAGUAAAAAGGAAACAUUUGAAAGAUUUGGAAGCCAUUUUGAAGGUAGGGAAAUCAUUCGAGGUGAUACAUUAGGUGUAAAAGAAAACUUAAUUGGAAACUGUGAGUUAGCCAGGUGUGAUGAUAUCACCGAAUGGGGAAAACCUGCCACUGUAGAAAGUACCUUGAAUUUAUUGGAAGAUCUGAGUGGAGACAAAAGUUUUGAUGAGCAGACUAAAAAAUCAGAGAAUACCAAAAGGGUUGGUGAUAGUAUUGAAUUAGAGAAAGCUGAAAACUUAAAGGACCUGGAAGAGAAUGCACAUAAUCUGGUAAGUGUCAGUGAAUAUUCAGAAGAAACUGACAAGAAUCUUUGGGAAUACAAACACAAUGAAACUGAAAGCUCCGAUGAAUCUCAAAAGAAUGGUGUAAAAAUGGAGUCAGUUAAGUCAGGGUUAGCAGAGGACUUAGGGGGGAAUCUAGAAGGAAGUGAGCAAGAUAAUGAACAUUCAGAACAGAUGGUUGGAAGUCUCGAAACUGAUGAUUCAGGAGAGACUGAAAAGUCUGAAGUGCAGGAGUCAAGUCUUAAAACAGAUGAAACAAAGGAAACAAGUGAGUCAGAUUUGGUAGAGGAUUCUGAAAAAGAUGAUACGAAGACUGAAGAGUCAGAUUUGGAAGGCAGUCUUGAAAAAGAGAUUCCCCAUGAUUUGGGAGACAAUCUGAAAAUAGUUAAUAUCCAUGAAACUGAAGAGCUUGAUUUGGAAGAUGUUCAUGAGAAAGGUGAUCUAGAAGAAACUAAAAAAUCAGUGAUGAAGGAAGAAAUUGGUUUAACAUUUGCAGAGAAACAUCAGUGGCUUCAACAGACUUUGAGUGGUAGCAAAGAAUCCUCAGACGAGGAAGAUAGGAGCUAUGGAAAUCAGGAAUUAGAAGAAAUAAGAAAACUGUCUAAAGAAAUACAGAAGAGUCAUCAAAGUAAUACAUCUGGCGAAAGUGUUGUUAUACCCGAAAUGAAAGAAGAAUAUCUGGAUAAAGAAGUAUUAGAAAUUACUGAUGACUAUUUGGAGUUAAAAGGAGCAGUUGUCUUGGAAGAAUCAGAGGAAUCAUCCAUAGCUAAAGAAGAUCAUGAAACAGAGGAAUUGGAUAGUUUUGAUAGAGGCAUUGUAGGAAUUAAUGGCUAUUUGGAGGCAGAAGAAGUGGUAUUAAGAAGUUAUACAAUGGGAGAAAGUGUUAUAAAAACUGAGCUAGAUAAUGAUAAUGUAGAAUCAACAAUGGAAGAAAGUGUUAUAAAAACUGAGCUAGAUAAUGUUAAUGUAGAAACAACAAUGGAAGAAAGUAUUAUACCAACUGAGCUAGAUAAUGUUAAUGUAGAAACAGAUGUAUUAGAUGUGCUUGAAGAAACAUCCAGAUUCAGAGAGCCAAUUCAGGAAUCAGAAGAAUUAAAUGAGACGGGCGACUCUUCCAUCAAAGAUAAGGGGAGCCCUAUCACCGGGAAUUUAAGCAAUUCUUUAAAACUAGAAGACCCUAAUGAACGAGAAUUAAAUGAAUCAGCAGAAGUUUCAGAAAAAUCAGAGGCAAGUUUAGAAUUAGACCAGGAAACUGCAAGUGACUUAAUAUCGGAACUAAAUGAGGGAUAUCUUGUAAGGAGUGAGGAAAAGGGAAAUGAAGAAACUUCUGACAAGGAAAAGGAUGAUCUAGAAGGUUCAGAUGAAACGGAAGAAUCAUCCAUAAGGAUAGAAGGAGAGUUUAGUGAUGAAACACCUGAAGAAAAAGAAGUUUCAGAAGUAACAGAGGGAAGUGUAGAACCAGAGCUAGUAGCUGAAAGUGAAUUAAUAUCUGAACUAAGGGAGCAAGAUUUUGUAAUGGAUGACGACAAUGGAAAUGAAGAAACACAUGACAAGGAAAAUGAGGCUCUUGCUACAGAAGGCUCAGGCGAAGUAGAGGAACCAUCGAGGAUAGAUGAAGAGGUUCAUGAUGAAGCACAUGAAGACAAAGAAGUUUCAGAAGUAACAAAAGGAAGUUCAGAACGUUCAGAAGUAACAGAGGAAAGUUUAGAAGAAGACCCAGUAGCUGAAAGUAAAUUAACAUCAGAACUAAAUAACGUGGAUCUUCUAAUGGAUGAAGGUAAUGGAAGUGAAGACACAUUUGACAAGGAAAAUAAUGUUCUUGCUGUAGAAGGCUCAGAUGAAUCGGAGAAAUCAUCCACAGGGGCAGAAGAGUUGCAUGAGGAGUCAUCCAUAGUGAAAGAAGAAUUCCUUGAAGGAACAUCAUAUAAUCCUGAUGGAACAGCGGAAGAUGAAGGUUUUUCAGUGGAACGUUUAGAACAAGACCCAGGAGCUGAAAGUGAAUUGACAUUUGAGCUGAAUGAGCAAGAUCUUGUAAUGGAUGAGGACAACGGAAAACAGGAAACAUCUGACAAGCAAGAUUAUAGUCUUGCUGCAGAAGACUCAGAUGAAACGGAAUUAACAUCCAUAAGGUUAGAAGAGGUUCAUGGCGAAACACACAAAGAAAAAGUUGUUUCGGACAUAACAGAGGAAAGUUUAGAACAAGACCCAGUAGCUGAAAGUGAAUUGAUAUCUCAACUAAAGGAGAUGAAUCUUGUAAUGGAUGAGGGCAAUGGAGAUGAAGAAUCAUAUGGCAAGGAAAGUGAUUCUCUUGCAGCCGGAGGCUCAGACAAAGUGGAAGAAUCAUCCAGAAGGAUAGAUGAAAAGUUCCAUGAUGAAACACUUGGAGAAAAAGACGUUUCAGAAAUAACAGAGGAACGUUUAGAAGAAGACCCAGUAGCUGAAAGUAAAUUAACAUCAGAACUAAGUGAGCUAGAUCUUUUAAUGAAUGAAGGUAAUGGAAGUGGAGAGCCAUCUGACGAGGAAAAUAAUGUUUUUGCUGCAGAAGGGUCAGAUGAAACAGAGAAAUCAUCAACGGGGACAGAAGAGUUUAAUGAGGAGUCAUCCAUAGGGAAAGGAGAAUUUCUUGAGGGAAUAUUAUAUAAUCCUGAUGAGAUGGCUGAAGAAGAAAACAUUUUAGUGGAAAGUUUAAGACGAGAUACAGUAGCUGAAAGUAAAUUGAUAUCUGAGUUAAAUGAGCUAGAACUUUUAACGGAUGAGGACAAUGGAAAGGAAGAAACGCCUGACAAGGAAAAUUAUGAUCUAUCAUCAGGAGGCUCAGACGAAGUGGAUGAAUCAUCCAGAGGGAUAAAUGAAGACUUUCAUGAUAAAGCACUUGAGGAAAGUCUAGAGCAAGAGCUGGUUGCUAAAAGUGAAUUGAUAUUUGAGCUAAAUGAGCAAGAUCUUGUAAGAGAUGAGGACAAAGGAAAACAGGGAACAUCUGACACCCAAGAUUAUAGUCUUGCCACAGAAGAAUCAGAUGAAACAGAAGAAUCAUCCAUAAGGAUAGAAGAGGUUCAUGAUGAAAUACCUGAAGAAAAAGAAGUUUCAGAAGCAACAGAAGAAAGUCUAGAACCAGAGCUAGUAGCUGAAAAUGAAUUAGUAUCUGAACUAAGGGAGCAAGAUCUUGUAAUGGAUGAGGAUAAUGGAAAGCAGGGAACAUCUGACAAGGAAGAUUAUAGUCUUGCUGCAGAAGAAUCAGAUGAAAUACCCGAAGAAAGAGAAGUUUCAGAAGUAGCAGAAGAAAGUCUAGAACCAGAGCUAGUAGCUGAAAAUGAAUUAAUAUCUGAACUAAGGGAGCAAGAUUUUGUAAUGGAUGACGACAAUGGAAAUGAAGAAACAUAUGACAAGGAAAAUGAGGCCCUUGCUACAGAAGGUUCAGGCGAAGUAGAGGAACCAUCGAGGAUAGGUGAAGAGGUUCAUGAUGAAGCACAUGAAGACAAAGAAGUUUCAGAAGUAACAGAAGGAAGUUCAGAAGUAACAGAGGAAAGUUUAGAAGAAGACCCAGUAGCUGAAAGUAAAUUAACAUCAGAACUAAAUAACGUAGAUCUUCUAAUGGAUGAUAGUAAUGGAAGUGAAGACACAUUUGACAAGGAAAAUAAUGUUCUUGCUGCAGAAGGCUCAGAUGAAUCAGAGAAAUCAUCCACAGGGGCAGAAGAGUUGCAUGAGGAGUCAUCCAUAGUGAAAGAAGAAUUCCUUGAAGGAACAUCAUAUAAUCCUGAUGGAACAGCGGAAGAUGAAGGUUUUUCAGUGGAACAUUUAGAACAAGACCCAGGAGCUGAAAGUGAAUUGACAUUUGAGCUAAAUGAGCAAGAUCUUGUAAUGGAUGAGGACAACGGAAAACAGGAAACAUCUGACAAGCAAGAUUAUAGUCUUGCUGCAGAAGACUCGGAUGAAAUAGAGGAAUCAUCCAUAAGGAUAGAAGAGAUUCAUGAUGAAAUACCCAAAGGUAAAGGAGUUUCAGAAGUAACAGAGGAAAGUUUGGAACAAGACUCAGUAGCUGAAAGUGAAUUGAUGUCUCGACUAAAGGAGAUGAAUCUUUUAAUGGAUGAGAAUGAUGGAAAAGAAGGAACAUCAGACAGAGAAAAUGAUGCGCUUGCUGUAGAGGGCUCAGUUGAAGAAGGGGAAUCAUCCAGAAGGAUAGAUGAAGUGGAUCAUGAUGAAACACUUGAAGAAAAAGAAGUUCCAGAAGUAACAGAGGAACAUCUAGAACAACACCCAAUAGCUGGAAGUGAAUUAAUGUCUGAACUAAGGGAGCUAGACCUCGCAAGGGAUGAGGAAAAUGGAAAUGAGAAAUCUUCAGACAAGGAAAAUGAUGGGCUUGAUGCAGAAAGUUCAGGUGAAACAGAGGAAUCAUCUACAGGAACAGAAGAAGAGUUUCAUGAGGGAAUGUUAUAUAAUCUAGAUGAAACACCAGAAGAAAAAGAUAUUAAUCUCAAAAGAGAAGAAUUUGAUAGCUUUGAGAAAUUACAUGAUGUAAAAGGGGGUGGUUAUAAUGGAGAAUCCUUAUUGGAGAUGGAAGUAGGUCUUGAAACAGGGGAACUCUUUUUGGGAAAGGAAAUUAAAGAAGAGCAAUAUGAGAUUGUAGGUACAUCAGACGAGAAAGAAACAGGCAAUAUUAAAGAUCGGUUGCUGGAGGAGGAGGAGGAAGAGGAGGAGCUGUCUGAGGGGAGUGUAAGUAUCCCCAAAGAAGGGGAGGUAAUUAAUAGUGGUAGGUAUUCUCAAGAUGAAAAUCUGGAAGGUGAGAAAAUAGAUGAAGACAUAUCUGAAUCUAAAGAAGUAAGCCUUGAAAAGGAUCAAGUAGGUAGGAAAGCAGAAAUGUAUGUUGAAUGUGAAGUCAGUGAUGUAGUGAUAAAGACUUCUGAAAUAGAAGAACAACGCUUUUUAGAAGAGGAAUCGUACAUAAUUAAUGAAACAUCUGGAAUCAGUUGUGAUUUUGAUGAAAUCAAAGAAACUGAAGGGCUGCUGCAAAUGGAAGUGAGAACCGAAGGUGAAAACGUUACAGAUUCUGAGAAGGAUGAUUCAUCUUCUGGAACGCAGGAGACAUCAUAUAUGCAAGAAGCAUUUUCUGAAAAAGAGAAUUCAAGUGAAGAUGAAAUAUCUGAAGAAAAGAAUGAUAGAAAUGAAGAUGAAAAUUCAUCGGCCAGGGAAGACCAAUUUGAAGUAAAGGGUCUAUUUCAUGAAAGCAAAGCAUUUGACGAACAUUCAGGUCAAGAUAAUGGAGAAUCUGAAGUAAAUGAAAGUCCUGAAGUAAAGGAAAUAUGUUCUGAAAAGGAAUAUUCAUAUGUUGCUGCAGAAACGUCUGAAGUAAAACACUUUUUGGAAAGUUCAGUUAAGUGUGAAACUGAGGAAAGAUCUGAAUUAAUGGAAAAAGCUUCGGAAAAUGGGGAUCCAUCCGUGAUAGAAGAAAUAUCUGGAAUUGAAGAACCCUCUAAAAGUGCAAGUAAAUGUGACUCAGAAGAAAAGUCUGGCCAGAAGGAGGAGAGUCGUGACUCACAAGAAUCCCAGGAAGAUGAAGUGUAUUUUGACACUGAGGAAGAAUCUGUCUCUGAAUGGAAAUCAGGAACUGAGGAAAAAUCUCAUGCUAGGAAGAGUCUUUGUCUGGAGACAUCCUAUGAGAUUGAAGAAAUGUCAGAAGAUGAUGGGAAAUCGGAAAUGGGAGAAAGAUCUGACUUGAAGGAAAUAUUAGCGGAACAAGAGCACUCGGCUGUGAUUGAAGAAAUGUCUGAAAAUGACGAUAGUUUCCAUUCUGAAACUGGAGAUAUUUCUGAAGUAAAAGAAAUAUUGGCUGAAGAGGAGAAUUCGGCAAUGGUUGAAGAACUGUCUGAAAAUGAUGAUAGUUUUCAUUCUGAAACGGGAGAAAAAUCUGAAAUUCAAGAAAUAGUGGCUGAGAAGGAGAAUUCAGCAGUGAUAGAGGAAUUGUCUGAAAAUGAAGACAGUUUUCAGUCUGAAACUGGAGAAAAAUCUGAAGUUCAAGAAAUAUUGGCUGAAAAGGAGAGUUCAGGUGUGAUAGAGGAAUUGUCUGAAAAUGAAGACAGUUUUCAGUCUGAAACUGGAGAAAAAUCUGAAAUUCAAGAAAUAUUGGCUGAAAAGGAGAGUUCAGGUGUGAUAGAGGAAUUGUCUGAUAAUGAAGACAGUUUUCAGUCUGAAACUGGAGAAAAAUCUGAAAUUCAAGAAAUAUUGGCUGAAAAGGAGAGUUCAGGUGUGAUAGAGGAAUUGUCUGAAAAUGAAAACAGUUUUCAGUCUGAAACUGGAGAAAAAUUUGAAAUUCAAGAAAUAGCAGCUGAGAAGGAGAAUUCAGCAGUGAUAGAGGAAUUGUCUGAUAAUGAAGUCAGUUUUCAGUCUGAAACUGGAGAAAAAUCUGAAAUUCAAGAAAUAUUGGCUGAAAAGGAGAGUUCAGGUGUGAUAGAGGAAUUGUCCGAUAAUGAAUACAGUUUUUCAGAAAUAUUGGCUGAAAAGGAGAGUUCAGGUGUGAUAGAGGAAUUGUCUGAAAAUGAAGACAGUUUUCAGUCUGAAACUGGAGAAAAAUCUGAAAUUCAAGAAAUAGCAGCUGAGAAGGAGAAUUCAGCAGUGAUAGAGGAAUUGUCUGAUAAUGAAGACAGCUUUCAGUCUGAGACCGAAGAUAAAUCAGAUUUAAAGGAAGUAAUUACUGAAGACACCUUAGCCUUGAUUGAAGAAAUAUCUGAAAAUGAAGAUAGUUUUAAAUCUGAAUCUGGAGAAAAAUCUGAAGUAAAAGAAAUAUUUGAUGACGAGAAUAAUUCAGCUCGGAUUGGAGAAGCUUCUGAAAAUGAAGAUAGUUUUAAAUCUGAAUCUGGAGAAAAAUCUGAAGUAAAAGAAACAUUUGUUGACGAGAAUAAUUCAGCUCUGAUUGGAGAUGCUUCUGAAAAUGAAGAUAGUUUUAAAUCUGAUGCUGAAGACAAAUCCGAAUUAAAGAAGAUACUUGCUGAAAAUAACUUAGGAUUGGUUGAGAAUAUAUCUGAAAACGAGGAAAGUUUUAAAAGUGAAGGAAAAGAUGAUGACAGUGAAGAGAAAUCGGAAGUAAGAGAUGCCUCCCUUGAAGUGCAGACAACUGAUGAAGAUGAGAUUUAUUUUGAUACAGAGGAAGAAUCCGUCUCUGACUGGAGAUCUAGAACAGAAUUGUCACAUGGUGAAGAUAAAUGCCACAUAGAAAAAGCUGAUACUGAAAGAGAUAAAAUAAUCUUUCCAGAGGAAAGAUCUGGUGCAGACGAGAUUGUACUCUCAGGCAGAGAGCAAGCUAAAGAUGUGGAAACAGCUAGUCAAGAUGAAAAAUCUGAAAAGGCGAAAUCCUUGGCUACUGAUGACAUAUCCAAAACUGAAGAAAUGUUUGAAAUGGAGGAAGAAAAGUCUGAAACUGAAGUACGAAUCGAAAUGGAUGGCAGUCUUGAAAAGAAAAUGUCUGCUGGGGCUGACGGCAAGUCUGAAACGGAGGAAAAACACGAAACAGACAGCUCCUCACUUGAAACACAGAAAUCUUUCGACAGUGAGGAAAAAUUAAAGUGUGGAGAAAUGCCUGAUAAAAGAGUGAUAACCGUUGAGAGGAAAAAGUUAGUUGAAACUGAAGAUCUAUAUGAAAUAGAGGGUAUUGAUGGUGAAAGGGUCACCCUUUCCGGAGCCAAAGGGAAAAAUGAAGUAGAUGAAUAUGAGGAGAUUGAGGAAACAUCUGAAAUUAGAGAAUUAUCCGGAAUAGGUGAACCUGAUAUUGAAGAGAAAUUUUCAGUAUUAAGAGAAGUGUCAGACACUGAAGAUGAAUAUGACAGUGAAGAGACCUCAGAUAUGAAAGAUAGUCCUGAACAGGAAGGCUCCCUUGAAAAUGAAGAAGAGUCUGAAAAUAAAGAAAUAUUUGAAAUUGAAGAUAUAUCUCUUGGAAAGGAGACAUCCAUAGUUGAAGAAUUAUGUACAGCUGAAGAAAGCUCAGAAAGAGAAGGUAGUCCUUUAGAGGAGGAAUUUUUAGAGACAGAAGAAAUAUUAGAGUGUGAUGGAGUACCAGAAACACAAAAUAUAGAGUUUGGAAAGUUUUCAGAAACUCAAGGAAAAUCUAAAUUUGAUGAUAGAACUGAAACAGCGGAGAUGCCUUCUACAUCGGACGGAACAGAGGGAUCAAACAAAGACUAUUCAGCAGAGGAAAGAUAUGAAAUUGAUGAGAGUGAUGAAACAGAUGAAAGAGAAAAAUCUGAAACUGAAGGAAUCACUAAGCCUAAAGAAAUUUCUGAAACUGAAGAAACAUCUGAAAAAGAAGAAUUCUUCAAAAUUGAGCUACUAUGUGAUGAAACUGAGGAUAUACUUCAUGGAAAAGAAGUCGCGUUUGAAAAUGGAGAAAACCUGGGUAUGGAUAAAAGACGAGACUCUAAAGAACGAAUGGAUACAGAAAAAUCCAGUCUUAAUAAUGAGAAAACAUCUGAAACAGAAGAUAUUUCUGAAAUGGAUGAUAACUAUGAAGCUGAAGAAACGUCAGCGAUUGAAGAUGUGGAUAUCGAAAAGGAAGAGGAAUAUGAAAAGGUUUCAGGUAAUGGAGAAAUAUUGGAAAUGGAAGACAAAGAAGAAAGAUCCCUGAUAGAGGAUGUAAGUCUUGAAAAAGAGAAGGUUUCAGGAAUGGAAGAAAUAUCUGAAAUGGAAGACAAAGAAGAAAGAUCCCUGAUAGAGGAUGUAAGUCUUGAAAAGGAGAAGGUUUCAGGAAUGGAAGAAAUAUCUGAAAUUGAAGACAAAGAAGAAAGAUCCCUGAUAGAGGAUGUAAGUCUUGGAAAGGAAAAGGUUUCAGGAAUGGAAGAAAUAUCUGAAAUUGAAGACAAAGAAGAAAGAUCCCUGAUAGAGGAUGUAAGUCUUGGAAAGGAAAAGGUUUCAGGUAUGGAAGAAAUAUCUGAAAUUGAAGACAAAGAUGAAAGAUCCCUGAUAGAGGAUGUAAGUCUGGAAAAGGAGAAGGUUUCAGGAAUGGAAGAAAUAUCUGAAAUUGAAGACAAAGAAGAAAGAUCCCUGAUAGAGGAUGUAAGUCUUGGAAAGGAGAAGGUUUCAGGAAUGGAAGAAAUAUCUGAAAUGGAAGACAAAGAAGAAAGAUCCCUGAUAGAGGAUGUAAGUCUUGAAAAGGAAAAGGUUUCAGGAAUGGAAGAAAUAUCUGAAAUUGAAGACAAAGAAGAAAGAUCCCUGAUAGAGGAUGUGAGUCUUGGAAAGGAAAAGGUUUCAGGAAUGGAAGAAAUAUCUGAAAUUGAUGACAAACAUGAAACUGAAGGAAGAUUUGAGACAGAGGAUGUAAUUCCUAUUCUUGGAAAGGAAAUAUCAUCAGGGAUACAAGAAAAAUCUGAUACUGGUGACAUACAUGAAACUGAAGAAAGAUCUGAGAUAGAGAAAUUAGAUUCUGAAAAUGAGGAGGCAUAUGAAGCUGAAGAAAGAUCUGAAGUUGGGGACAAAAGUGAAACGGAAAAAAGAAUAGAGAUGGAAGGAAUGCAGUUUGGAAAGGAAAGGGGAAGUGUAGGAGAAGAAAUAUCUCUCACUGAUGAUAAUUAUGAAACUGCAAAAAGAUUUGAGGUGAAGGAUUUAAGCAUUGGAAGUGAAAAGGCCUCUGAAAUAGAAGAAAUAUCCGAUGUCGACGAGAAUCUUGAAGCAGAGGAAAGAAGCAGGGCAGAGAACAUAAGUUUCAGAGAGGAACAGGCACCUGAAACAGAUGAAAUAUCUGAAACUGGGGACAAAUAUGAAACGGAAGAAAGAUCCGAGAUAGCUGAUGUAAGUCUUGCAGAGGAAAAGCCAUCUGAUACAGAAGAAAGAUCUGAGAUUAAUAGUAGGUAUGAGAUAGAGGAUGUGAGUCUUGGAAAGGAAAAUGCAUCUGAAAAUGAAGAAUUGUCUGAAUUUAAAGACAAAUCUGAAACUGAAGGAAGAUCCGAAGUAGAGGAUUUAAGCCUUGGAAAGGUUGAUGUAGCUGGCAGUGUAUGUGAAGAUGAAGAAAGUUUGGAGAUAGAAGGCAGAAGCCUUGAAAGUGGAAAGGCAUCGGAGGUUGACCAAAAAUCUGGAACUGAUGACAGUUAUGAAACUGAAGAAAGAUCAGAAAUAGAGGACCUGAGUCUUCGAAAGGAAAAGGAGUCUGAAAUAAAUGACAUAUCUGAAACUGACGACAAAGAUGAAGCAGAAGAAAGAUCUGUGACAGAGCAUGUGAGUCUUGUAAAGGACAAAGUAUCUGGAAUAGAGGAAAGAUCUGAAAUUGAAGACAUAUCUGAAGAAGAGUCUGAAAUAAAAGAUUCAAGUCUUGGAAAGGAAAAGUCCUCUGCAAUAGAAGAGAGUUCUGGAGCUGAUGACAGGAGUGAAAGUGACGGAAGACCCAGUUCUGAAUUAUACAAAACAGAAGGAAGAUCCAUGCUUGAGAAAUUAGCUGUUGGCAUGGAAACGGGUUAUGGAGUGGAAGGAAUAUCUGAAACUACUGAAAGAUAUGAAACUGAAAGUUCUAAGAAAGAGGACCUGAGUCUCAGUAAGGAAAAGACACUUAAUGUCGAAGAAAUAUCUGAAGUGGAUGAAAGAUUUGAAACAGAAGAAAGAUCACAGGUAGAGGAUACCAGUCCUGGGAAAGAAAUCAGUGACGUAUCUGAAAUUAUCAAAAGAUCUGAAAUUGAAGAGAGUUCAGUGGUAAGUCUUGCAGAGGCUGAGACGUCUGAAAUUGAAAAUUCCGACAUCGGAGAUAGUUCAGAGACUGAGGAUGUAAGUCUUGAUAAGGAGAAGUUAUCUGAAACUGAAGGGAGAUCUGACAUUAAAGAAAGAUUUGAACCUGAAGAAAAAUCUGAAAAAGGGUAUGUUGGUGUUGAAGAAGGAAAUGUUUCCGAAAUUGAUGAAAUAGAUAAUGUAGAGGGCAGACAGAAGAUGAUGGAAAGUGAGCCUGAAAACGACGAGUACAAAACUAAAGAACCAAUUGAAAUCAAGGCUGAAGACCAAGAAGAAAACAAGGCAUCUGAAGCCGAGGAAAUGUUUGGGAUUGAUGACACACCUACCGAAGGGCAAUUUGAAAAAGAAGAGUCGGAAAUUGAUGAAAUAAGUGAAGGUGCGAAAUCGUCUGAAAUGAGAGAAGUAAGUCUUGUAAUGGAGAUUUCCAUUAAAACUGAGGAAAUGUCUGAAAUAAAAGAUAUCAGUCUUGAUAUGGAUGAUCUUCCAGACAAUGAAGAGGCCUCUAACAUACAAGGAUUGGGUUAUCAGGUAGAUUAUGCUGAACCUGAGCAAACCAAUGACAGGGAAGAGUUGACCAGUGAGCAAGAGGUAUCUCCUGCAAUUGAAAAUAACCUUAAAAUACUGGAUAUGGAUUCUAAAGAGGACGGAUUAAUUGAGUAUGAUGUGGCAGAAAAGAAAACAGAGGUCCCUGAGCUUUACAAAACAAUUAAAGUAAGUUUAAAAGUUGAUUAUUCAGAUGAAAUGGAGAAAACUCCACGUGAAAUGAGAGAAGUUGAUGAUAAAAAGGCAUUACCUGAGACUGGAGAUGCUGAAACUUUUGAAGCAGAGAACCCAGAUGCUGACGUAGGUGAAGUGAAUCAGACUGAAGAAAUACCCGCGUUGAAGAAGAAGAUUCAGAAAUGUGUGAGGUUUGAUGAGGCUUUCGAAAUUUAUGAAGUAAGUCAAAAGUAUGGGUCAGAUGGCAGUGAUGAAAUAUCCGAGAUCAGCCAAGACACUGGAGAGCUAGACAACUCUGAGGAAGUGUCGAAGGGAGAAGAUAUAAGCCUUGAAUCAGAAAAAUCUGAUAAAACUGACGAAGUACUUAAAGUGCUAAGGAGUCAUAAAGUGAACACAUUACAUAAAAUGAGCGCAUUAAAAAGACUAGGACGUGAAAGAACCUGUGAUACAGAAAAGGAAAGGCAUAUAAAGGUUGACCUAAGUGAAACAGAGGACACAUUGGAAAGAAACGAUCAGACUCCCGAAAAAUUGGCAUCAUUUGAGGGUAGAGAGACACCAGAUCUUGAGAGAAGCUGUAAAGACGAUGACCUGCUUAAGACUGAAGGCACAGAUAACAAAAGUAAGGGCCAGAUAAAAGAAAAUGAACAGGAACUGUCUGAAGACACAUCUUUCUCAGAAGAAAGUAGUAUAAGUGAGGGAAUUAGAAGGAGGUUUAGAAUUCGCAGAUUACGUCGCAUAGCAAAAAGGCGAGCAGAAAACUCUGAAGAACCAUCUAUUUCAGAAGAGAGUGCGAGUGAGGGCAACUGGAGGAGAUUUAGAGGUCUUAGACUAAGUGAAGAUAAAACGAAAGAUAAACCAAGACCAACAGAUGAGACUUCUUUAUCAGAAGAUGAAAGCAAUAGUGAAAGAAUUGAAAAAAGAUUUAAAGGUCAUAGGUUAAGUCAGGGCAGUAGGGAGAGGGAACAAGAUCAGCAUGAACUUGAAGAGAUAGCUUUUAGGAAUGUGUACGUAAGAGGCAAUAAGGAACCAAGGGAACUCUCUGAAACAUAUUUAGCUGUAAGUGAGGGUGAACAGCCAAAGGUCAACAUCGAGGAGGAAAGUGAGGAGGGACCCAGAGAGAGGAUAAUUAAAACUGAAGCUCUUGAUUUAGUUGGCAAAGAAUCUUUGGAUCAGAAAGAUGAUGAGAGCAGUGGAUGGGAAACUGUUUGGGAAACCGAAGAAGAGGCAUCAGAAAUAGUUGAUGAACCAGAAAUAGUGAGUGAAGCAAGUGGCACAGGGAAUACAGAAAAAUUAAAAAGCAAACAGAAACACCUGCUAGAUUCUCCCUCCGAUUUAGUACCGUGGCAGUUAGAGGUUCUUAGGCUGAGACAUGCGAGACGGGGCAGGGGAAGAAACAGGAAUCGAGGGUUAUGGGACAUCGUAUUAAAUCACAAUCUCUUAGCCAAAGAGCAAAAGGGGAAGGAGAAUAUGAACAGUACAAAUAGCGUUGCGCCUGCAUAUACUGGUAGAGGUCAGAAAGAGAAUUCUGUGAGGGAUAAGGCAUGCGUUUUUGAGAAGAGGGGAGUAUUUGAAAGUGAUGAGUAUGAUGGUGUGAAAAAGGAACUGUUAGAUGAAGGUGCGCCUGGAGGUGAGUGUGGGAUGCCUGUUACAAUCCAAGUCGAGGAUUUGGAUGGAGUGGAAACACAACCAACAAUGGUGUCGAGCUCCUUUGAACAGAGAGCUAAUGGUGGACUGGAAGCCUCCUCAGUAGGUAACAGACAGGAAAAAGCUGUCAUACCUUCAAUCUGCAAUAGAUUACCAUAUAAACCUCUUCUUGUUUCGGAGACUGAUAUUAAAAAACUGGUUCAAGACGAUGAAUGUGCUUAUGUGAAUUCAGUUGGUGGUCUUGCUGUUCCUCCCAGUGAUUAUCAUCAUGAAGAGAGCUGUCAGGGAGAUUCAACUUUAGAUUUUGACAGUAUUUUAAAGAUGGAAUUUGGGGAAAAAGAACUUAUGGAUCAUGUAGCAGCACAUGUUGACAAUGGUGCUGAAAGUAAGCUUUCAGGAAGAAAAGAAAAGAUAGAACAUGAUUCACGAGAAACCGAAGACGAAGAGGAGGAUAUAUGUGACUUCCUAGAGGAAAAGAAUGACCUUUUGUUUGUAAAUGAUGAAGUUGACUGGGAUUUUGCAAGUGACAGAGAUGGGGAGGACAGUGGAAGCGACUCUUUUGGGAGAGAAAGAUCUGAAAAGUUGGUGACAAAUGAUGACAUUGUUUUCAUGGAUGCUUGGAGUGAUAAGGAACUGUUUGAAGAAGGUCUUGUUGUAAUGAACGAUCCUUUAAACCUAGAGGCUUCUGGAGACUAUGAGUAUGGUUCAGACAGUAGAACUGAUGAAUGUGAUAUCGACGAAAUUCUCAAUGAGAUAAGUAAUCUGAUUGCUGAAGAAUCAAUGAAUGAAAGUUUGAGAAUGAGUGCUACUUCAUCGUGGAACCCCUCUAACGAAGCCUCUGUCAAGAGAAGAAAGGACAGCAGUGAUGCUGAGGAAUUACUAAACGAAAUAAGUUGCCUGAUUGCAAAUGAUUCUGAGGAGAAUGGUGCAAUGGCAAAGGCAAUUUGUAAACAACAGGUACCAACAAUAGUAAUUACAAAUGCUCAGCCGAUGUUCGAAGAAGACUUGAACAGCACCAAAAAUUAUUUAUAUAGAAGCAAACAUGAUGAAGUAUCAAGGGAGCUGAAACGCUCAGCAAGUGCUUAUGACCUGGAGUGGAAAUCAGACACAGAAGGGAAGAGUGAAUUUGAUAAAACAGAAGACCUAGAGGAAAUGCUCAAUCAAAUUAGCAAUUUGAGUGAGAAUAAAUUUAAAACUGAAGAGCUUCAAGAUCUGAGCAUUAGCAUCGACGGCUUACCUACUGGAGAUAUGCACAGCGAAGUUGAUGGUAUGGAAAGCGUAGGAAGUGAAAGAAAAACUGUUGGCAGCGAUCUUGAAGACAUUCUGAACUCUAAAGAUUACCAAAAUGUACCUACACCUCACAGUGAGUUUCAGAUAAUGAUAGUUAAUACGGUUAUUAACGUAGAACAGCAAGAUGGCCUAAAUGAAGAUAGUGAAAAGAGAACUAUUGACAGUGAUCUUGAAGAUAUGCUCAAUCCAUUCAGUCCCAAAAGUGGUGAUGAAUCAAAACACAAAGAAAUUACUUGGAGUGAAAGUGUAAAAUCUUACAGCCCAGUCAGUUUGGACUGUGAUGAACACUAUAGAAAGUUUGCAAAAGGAAGAGAUAGUGGUGAUGAAACUGACAUGAAAAGUGACUGGUAUGCAGAAGAAUUGGAAAAUGAGAGCAAGUCAUGGAAAAUAUUUGACAAUUCGUCGAGUACAGAUGAUACAGAUAGAAAUGCUGACAGUCCAGACAGCAGUCAGAGUGAUUUAGAAGAAAAUGGAAAACUAAAAGACAGUUGGCAGCAUGGCAGUCCUAGAAGUGCAGCCAACACUGGCGAGGGAGACAUAUACUGUACAGCAACUGAAGCCAAAGACACAGCUAUGCAAGUAAGAGGUGGUUCCAGAAGAGCUUUAGGUCCAAUCAUUGGUGAGAAUUAUCUGGCUAAUGAUGAAGUAGCCAAAAUUUCUGGAGGAGCACCUUUUGGGAAUGAUGCUGGAGAAUUAAAGAGGGAUGUUGACGAUGACGUCUUUAGUGACUUCGAUGACGUCAUGUGCUCUGAGGGACGUUCAUUGACGGACUUCGCUGGUGCCCGCAGCAAGGGGUAUUACACCUUGUGUGCCCCUUCCUCGCCCUAUGCAUCAACGAAUCCGUCCCUGACCUCUCAUACUACGACGCUGGAAGGCGUUGGGAUGAGUGAGGUGGAGGAGAGCAGAGGGGAGGGCGUAAGUAAUGUUUUAGUCGAGGCUGAUUCUCUCGAGUUUGAUGUCAACACUAACCUGCCCUUCACUCCUGCCAAGACCUCCCCCCGGGGCACUGCCCCUUCCCUUCAGGAAUUAAUUGAGGCUGAAUUGAGUGCCCGUUUGUGCCAACCUGAUUCCCUGGAGGCACCAGCAUGUCCUCCUUCCUUCAAUUCCCUGUUGAGUUGCGAUUCCAUUGAGCCUGUCCUGACCCGGCCUGCUCCCACUGCGUUCAGUCUUGACUCACUCACAGGCCUUAAUGUACACAGUCCACUCGACGAUCCGGUAGGACGUGCUGCAGAUGAGGAAAGUGGCAUAGAUAUCCUCUCUCCUAUGAAAGUAGACGAUUUUAGCAAUCCUGAUUCACUAGAGUCUUCAUCUGACCUUCCUGGCUCUGUUGAACAGUCAUCCCCAGAGCCCUCGAUGCCAGAGGCUCUGUAUGGAGCUGAAUUAACAAUUGAUGAUGAAAAUAAGACAAAUGCCAAUUCCCAACAGACAGUAACUCUGAUUGAAUGUGAGACUGAUAUUUUAGAGAAUAUUAAUAAUUCUAAGUCUUUGCUGAAGUAUGAUGAUUCAGAAGCAGAUUUGUUAUGCAUCCAAGAAACUAAGCAAAGUAGUAGUGAAAUAUCCCAAGAGAUUACAACCUCCCGUACAGUCACGGAGACUAAUACUGUUAGUUUCUCUAAUAAUGUUGAAGUUAUUGAAACUGAAUAUAUAUCAGAGACUAGUGUCACAAGUGCUGGAGAAAGGCACUCAUCAUCUUCCUCUCUAAGCAUAACAGAAAGUGAUUCAAAGGAACGUCUUUACUCAGAUGCAGAUACAGAUGCUUAUGACAAGAUGUCCAGAACUUCAUCUGAGGAUAUACGGAGCCAUCAUGAGGAAAUACUACAGCCUCAUCUACCAAUUCAUACCAAAAAGCUCUCUUCCCAGGCAUCUGACAGUUCUGAAGACAUAAGAGUGGCAGAAACAGCUUCUCUGUCGAGCGGUGAGGCUAUGUGUGAAUUUGUUACCCAUUCAACGUGCACUGAUCCAGAACUAGGUAAUACACAUGCACAGGCUGAUAACUUGCCAGACAUGGAGUGCUCAUCUUCCAAUACCUCACUGCAGAAGCAUCUAAAUGAAGGAACUCAGAAUACUCAGAUGUCACUAACAGACCUUGUCGAUGUCUCAUCUUGUGAUGCCUCCUCUAUUGAUUUAAGUUCUCCGAAGGACCAAAGUCCUUGCCCCGAUUCUAGCUCUCCCAAAGUUCUGACCACCCUAGAAGAUUCUCAGAAUUCCACAAUAGACUUUAGCUCCCAACCUAUCAUCAAGUCAUCAGAACAGAGCUCUUCAAGUCACAAUUUAGUAGACUUGGACACCAUCUCUUCCAAAACAGAUACUGUAGAUCUCUCUGGAACUCAAAAAUCUGCUGAUGUACAGAUCUUAGACUCUGCUGAAACUUGCAAGCCUCAUACAGAGCAAUUGGAACAAGAACUAAAAGCAGAUCCCGACUCUCUGAUUGCUUCUAUGGCGUCACUUCAGUUGAAUUCCCCAUGUGGUCAAAAGACUCUAGACAUUUCCCAGUCUUCUGCAGAUUCAAACUCACCAACAGGACCCAACUCUCCUUUGGAAAUAUCUCUAGGCUCCAUGUCUCCCACAGAACAUAGUUUCCCACCACCAGACGUCACCUCCCCACUUGAGUUCACUUCCUCCCAGGGCCCCAGCUAUAACCAGACAGAUUCUCCCAAGGAAAGCCAGUCCCCAGAAACAGUGGCAUGCACCCCUCAGGUGGAGGUCCCCGGCAGCACCCAUCUCCCCUUGAAUAAUACUAACAGCGUGAGUGUCUCCUCAGCCCUCUCUGAUGACGGUAGUGAGGAGGAGGAGGAGGAGGAACAGGGACAUGGUGGUGAUGACGAUGCUGUGUCAUCGACAACGGGCACGAUUAGUGGUGUUAGUGGUGUUGGUGAUAUAGGUGAUGGGCACACCAUGCACGACACGGUCCCCUGUCCUAGUGUACAACAGCAGUCUAACAAUGUGGGGAGGACCAGGUCAAGGCCCAACAAGUACCUGGAGGAGUUAGAGGACUCAGCAAGUGACUACAUCGAGGAAGAGGAGGAGGAGGAGGAGGAGGAGAAAAUAGAAGUGGUUGAGGAAAAGAAUGAGGAAGAGGCUGAUAAACCCGAAAAAGAUGAUGGGGAAGAAGUAGACUUCUGGGGAACAAUGCAGAAGGGCGAGGAAGAGAAGGAGUCGAAACCUGCGGAGAACGGCACCGCCCACGAAGAGGCACAAGAAUGGACAUCAGAGAAGAAAAAGAAGAAGAAGAAGAAGAAGGAGAAGGAAGAUGGAGAAGGCAAGAGACCCAAGAAAAAGAAGAAAGAUCGGUCUCGGGGUCCCCAUGGAUUUCCAGAUGAGGUCAGGUCACCAGGAAUGGUCAGGGCAGGUCAGAGUGUAAUGGAGGAGCGUGAGGUCUACGCAUGGCUCUCGACACGCCCACCUGACCUCAAGGACGCCCAAAGCCGCCCGUGUCAUCCCGUCCAUCAGCAGCAGCAGCAGCAGCCAACGUCGCCGAAGCGCCCACAGGCUGACGCACGGAGCAUCGAAUCCUUCGAGCGCCACGUGCGAGCGAAAUACCGCAAGAGGAAGGAGGAAGAAGCCCGGAGGAGACGAGAAGAGGAAGAGGAAAGAGAGAGAAGGCGGAGGGAAUUCGAGGAAGAGCUAGGCUGCUCCAGCCUCACGUCGGAGACGUCGCAGCAGAAGGCCCUGUGCGAGUGGACGGACGAAGGGCGCCUCACGAUCACCUUCCUGACGCCUCCGCAGGGUGGAAGCUCCACCGACGGAGAUAGUGAAGAAGAGGACCCAGCCCCGACACCUCCCCUUUUCAACGGACACGCCCUUACGAAUGGGGUCCUCGCAAACCGCCAAAAUACCGAGAAAAAACAGGAGAGGAUCAUCCGCAGCAAGCAACACGCUAGCGAAGCAGAAUCCCACAGCGAGAGUGAAUUUAUAACCCGGGAAGAAUUCCACAGCCUGAGGGAUGUCUACAACACUGGUCGCAAGGAAACCCUGGGUGUCAAGAAGGACCCCCGUUCUCAGACGCCUCUGACUGACGAGGAAGAACUGGCUGGAGUCAGUGUCAAACAGUUGAGAUCGUCAUACUUGAACCAAGCGCAGGAGAAUAAGGUUCUCCAUCAGCACCAAGCUGCAGAAAACCACAAACCUGAGGUCAACAAAACUAUCAAUAUCACAAGUCUGGUCGACACUUAUUCCUCUCCACCACCUCGAACGCCCACUCCCAGUAGGCCUGACGACCUUACACCUGUAUCGUUGAGAUCAUUGAAAUCAGCGUAUGAAGCGUCGGCGACAGGAAGCAAUAGUGCCAUCAGCAGGCAUAGCAGCAGUAGCGGCGGUAGUCCAGGUGGUUGCAGCCCUGCACCAAAGGAGGAAUUGAACAUUUCUCUACAUCAGCUGAGAGAAGAAUAUUGUCGAUCAGUUCAAGAAGGACAUAUCCGUGCUCACACACCCAGCAGAGCUUCUCCUGAAACGGGAGUUUCCAUAAGGCAGCUUACCCGGAGUAUGACAGACUUGCGAGACGUUGGUCAAGAGAGCAACAACCAAUCCGCAAUAGACUGUGACCGAUCAGCCCUUGCAUCUGUCAACGUAAAAGCACUGACGAGAAGCUUUUCUGACCUGACUCGUCUUGGUGACUCCACUGGGUCAUCAACAAGUCCUAGGCUGCCCAAAGAAGAUAUUGGCCAAAUUUCUGUGUCUGUCAAGGCUCUGAGGGCGAGCUACGGUGACCUACCUCGAGCUGUCAGCUUAUCAGCAACUCCUCCUGUGCCAAGACCCAGAACUUCCAUGCCAUCGUCGAAGAUCCCCCGUCCUCAUCAGCAUCCUUCAUCAAAGACUAAUGGCGUUGUCACAUCCCCCCGGCACUCGGGCAUAAAGAAAUCCUACCCGCCUCCCUCGCCCUCGUCAGGAUACAGGUCACGAAAGCUGCCGGAUCUUCCACCAGCCAAAGUCAGCCAGGUGAAUAGCGGACAUACAAAGUCCCAAACCCUUUCUUCUUCCCAAGUGUCUCGGGGCACUGUUGGGAGGACAGUGAGCCCAAGCCCACCUCCGAGGUCAUCCAGCCCAAAGGGUCCAGCGAAAGGGGGAAGUCGACAGCCCCUUUGCAAUGGCUUCAAGGGCUCCCCGUCAAAAGUGACCUCGUCGCACUCGCCCUCAAGAAGAAGGACAACUGACGUUCCAAGCAAGGACUCUUGUGAAAGUGCUUGCAGUUUUAAAGAAUAUAUUGGAAGGUUCAGUGAAGAGAGUGGGAGGCCCAAACCGAGGCUCUUGCCCUUCAGGAAAGACGAUACUAGUAGUACUUUCGAGGAGGGGCACCGUUUGUCAUCCUCCACUCAGGACCUCUCGAAUCUCUCUUAUGUUUAUGUGAAUGGUCACUCAGGUGGAAAGACUCAUUACUCAUCUACUGAUAACUUGAGUGACCAAUUGCCUCCGCCAGGCGCCCUCCAGCGGGGGGGCGCGGACGACGACGAGGACGACAUGGUGGACCUUGGGGGGCGCCGCGCCAAGGCCCCCGCCCCCAACAACAACAAUGCCCAUCACAACGGCUCCUCCUCCAACGGCAGCGUGUCGCCUACGUCAGCCACUACUGCGACUACGACAGGAGCUCGGGCGAAUGUGUACACCGGGAUCUCCGUCAAACAUUUGCGUCGAAGCUAUUGCGACGUCACCCGCAUGGGGGAGAUGAAUGGGGUGGGGGGGCCCAACGGCCCCCUGGGUCUUCAGCCUUACAUCACGAAAGCUAACGUGGCUCGCCUGUGUGCAUCCUUCGUAGGACCCACGUACCCUGACGCCACGAUGCCUUAUCGGCGAAAGACCACGACAGGGGUAUCUGUAGCUGACAUGAAAUCUGCCUUGUUUAACCGCGAGGAUAUCUUGGAGAAGCACGUGGGCCCCAGAGUCCGGUCUUUCGACGCUUCCAAGAUGAAGACGAAAUUUGAAAAGCCUAAGCAGGUGGCGCAGGUGUCCAGCGACUGCAAGAAAUGUGGCAAGCAAGUGUUCCAGAUGGAGAAGAUCGUGGCCGAAAAGGCGUCCUGGCACAAGAACUGCUUCCGGUGCGCCGAAUGCAACUGCGUCCUCAGCCUGGAGACCUACCAGAGUCACGAAGGCAUCCUCUACUGCAAAGUGCACUUCAAGGCUUUGUUCCAGCCCAAAGCUGUACUGGAAGACCCCGGAGAAAAAUAUUUGUCAAGGAGGCCAAAGAUGAUUAUCUUAGAGAGUCAGCCGGAAGAACUUCCCCCCGAUGUCAUUCGGUCUGGAAACAGCGCAGACGAUGCCCUCGAACAACUCAACACGGAAAAUCUGAAGAAGAAAUUCAUGAUGUUCGAAGCCAUUUCCACGGCGGAGGAAGAGAUGGCCGAUUCCAUCAAAGUGCGUCGAUCUCAAUCCCUCCUGAAUAAAGCGCGAGGAGGUGAAGAUGACUACGGUGUAGAGAACUCAGAGCUUGGAGAUUAUGAAGAAGGCGAAGAAGAAGAAGAGGAAGACGAGGAGGGGGAGGAGGAGGAAGAGGAAGAAGAAGAGGAUAAUGAUAACCCAGACCAGGCCAAGAUCAGGAAGAAAGUGAAAGCUACCAGCUUCAGUGGCAUGCAAGAUAUUAGAUCCAUGAAAGCUGCAAAGAAGCGGAAGGAGAUGAUGGCCAGGAAACGCCGUGAAGAAGUUGCCAAAUUCCGACAGAUGUUGUGUGCGGGCAAAAAUAUUUCUACUCGAGAAUACUUUGAAGGUGGAAAUUAUGACAGCUUGGACUUCGAGAGGAAAGAGAGAAAACAACAGAUUAAAUUGGAACGAGCCUGUGACGCCAGUGACAUUAGGAAUAAAUUUGAAAGCGGAGAAAUUCAGAUCAACAAGAGACAGAGCGAUGAACGCAAAGAAGUGGAAGAAGUAUUCAAAGAAGCAGAAACAGCUAGCCGGGCUCGCAAUCUCUUCAAGCAAAUUGAUUCAGCAGCAAAUCUAGAUGAUGAAGUGCCACAAUUGAGACGCUCUCGGUCUACAGCUGAGGCUCGUAAAGAACAUAGACUAUCUAUUGAUGGCAGACAGAUUCGCAAUUUUGCAUCGCAGCUUUCACAGGAGGAUGGAGGUGAAGAAGAAGAAGAAAACAUGCAUAUAGAAUGCAGUAGUAUUCAAAACAAGUUUAAGUUCUUUGCAACAUAUGAGGAGCGAAUGAAAGAGGCUGAGAAGACUAAGAAGAAAGUUUUCCGCUUCACCCCCCCUAGGGAUGAUGAAAAGGUUGAAGAUGAGUUACAGGCACCUGUGCCUAGACGUUGCAUGGCAAUUAACUGUGCGGUGUGCAGGCUUCGGGGUGUUGAUGUGGAAGAGACAGAGCUGGGACGAGACCCUAACUAUGUUCGUUGCACUGAUAACCUUGAGGAUGAAGUAGAUUGCCGUAGGACACGUAGUGUGCUUGCCAUGUUUAGGAAGAUGGAAAUGCAAAAUGAAGAGGAAGAGAAAGGUCCUCGUCCUCUCAAGCAAUUUACACCUCCUCCUGAAGGAGAAGAAUACUCUGAUGAGGAAGAAUAUUCUGAUGAAGAGUAUUCAGAUGAGGAGGAUGAAGAAGAUGAGGAGUAUGACGAGGAGGAGGAAGAUGGAUUAGAAAGAAAAGUACCAAAGUAUAAGGAUGAAAUCUUAGAAAUGGAAAACAGUGAAAAUCAACAGAAACCUAAGCGUAGAAAACCACGGAAAAAGGCUAAAUCCUCACAGAGUGCCAGAAAGGCUGCCUCCCUGCGUGCCAAAUUCGAGAGGUGGGAAUCAGAAGUGGAUCGAAACAAUGAGUACAACCAUAAUGAUGACGAAGACGAGGAGUGUAUGCCAUCCAUUGACACCGCCCGGAACCUCCGUGCCAUGUUUGAGAACAAGGCUCAGGAGGCCUCACGGCCGGUUGCAGAACGUCCUAAGAUGAAGGUCAACAGAUUUGUGGGUGGUGGGGGAGACAAGUGCAUGUUGUGUGACCGCACAGUAUAUGCAAUGGAGAGAUUAGAAGUUGCAGGACGUGUACUGCACAAGAACUGCUUCAAGUGCUGCAAAUGUAAUACAAAGCUCAGUAUGAACACAUUCUCCAUAGGCGGCGAAGACAUGUACUGUACGACACAUUAUAAACAGGCUUUCACUGAAAAAGGAACAUAUGACGUGUUCACACCUAACAAGGGCAAAUGGACACGGAAAAUUGAAGCAACAAACUCCGAGUCACCGAAGAGUCAAGAGUGAAAGUUAUUAAAGUAAUUUAGUUAAUUUACCUGGGGACCAUUUGUAGACUGUGUCAUGGGAUUGGCAGUAGAGCACAAUUGUUAAAUCAUGUACAAUUCUAGUUUAGACUGGAAUAUUCUGCACUUCUUUUGGAAUGUUAUUUUAACUUUAUCUAACAUGGUAAAAUGUUAUUGUAAUAUUUGCAAAGAUGUGCUUGUUUUUCUAUAAAAAAUAACAAACCUUGAUUGAAAAUGAAAACUUACUGUUUUGAAUAACCAAAAAGUAAUGGAUUUCAGUACAGUAUUCUCUAGAAAGAAAUAUCCAGUUGAGCAUUUAAUAGUAAUGUGUUCAUGGCUGGCAAUGUGCUCUACUCCCUCUCAUCAGAAAUUAUUAACACAGACGAAGGUUAGGACCAGGAAGUGAGAAAUGUCGUGCCUAGUCUUCAGUGCCCUAUGCCACAUAAGAUCUCUAAUCUGAGCUAUUUUCUCUUCCCACCAUCAUGUAAUUCUCCCUGAAUAUCAUCUACAGAUCUGAUAAAUGACCUUUUCAAAAAUGUACAGGCAAAGUGAAGUCAUAUCUCUUGGCACUUGUUCAGCAAGUAUUCCGGAGAUAAUCUUCAGUUCAUAUCAGCACAUCGCUUCUCUAGCCUGACCAAUAUUUUUUAAAAUGUAUCAUUUGCACUAAAGGUGUAGAACAGUAUCAUAUCAGAUAAGUAUUAUAGCAUUCGCAUCUGGUCAUUGGAUGUGACUUUUGAAUUAGACUAGUCAAUGCACUUUUUCACUAUAUUAAUAAUAAUAAUGUUAGGUGAAUAAAAAAGGUAAAGUCAACUGCCAUACCCCAAAUAUCUAUGUCCAAUUAUAACUUGCAUAGUUGGAGUAACAAUGUCAGUUUGAUAUCAAGUUUCACAUCCAAGAUUCCCCCUGCCCCAAACAAGAGAGUUCUGGGGUUGGCACUUAGUAUAACAUAAGUUUUAGCGCCACCUGUGACCUGUUGCCAGUUGGACCGCAAGUUGCACUGGCAGUAGGUCCAUCUCGGAUGGCACAAAUAUUUCUACUGCUGUGAUUAUUUUUUUUAAGCUUCAUAUGAACUAUGUAUCAUUAUGCUUUCUGUAGAUUAGAUGAGAAAAUGUUUUUGUGAUUUAGAUAUCAGUAUGUCGUAUUUCGGUUGAGAAGUUCCUGAGUUGAAGUAAGUAAUGUAGCUUACUCACAGAGACAAAUAGAAUCAGAAUUUUUAAUCGUGAAAUGUGGUCUCUCCUCAUCUUUGCAUUUCCACAGUAGAGCUCAGAUGUGACCGACAAAUUAUGUUUUAAACCCAAGAGAAAAAAGCAUUAUAAUUGCGCAUAUCACAAGGGGAAAAAAGUCAAUUUAAUUUGUGGCUAAUAGCAAAACAGUGAUUCCCGUGAAAUUAAUAUAAUAUUAGUAAAACAUUUUCUUAUCCACUGCUUUUUAUCUUGAUCAUGUUAUGUAUUAUAUUCUGUGUAAUAUAAAUCUCACAAAAUAUAUUUUUUCAUACCAACAUUGCAGGAGUCAAGGCUGUUAAAAUUUAGUACAGUAUAUAUACUAUAAAAGGUUGAUUACUGUACGUUUAAAAGUUGGGAUAUAUCAUGUCAAGCAGUUGAUAUAAUAUGAUUAUCCCGUUUUAAGGCAAAUCUGUAUUUAAAAAAAAAAAAGAAAUUUGGACAUUUCAUCGAAAGCCUUAAAAUUCAGACUGAAAUAGUGAUUUUACAUUUCAGAUAUUUUCAUGUGAGCAUGGUUGAGCUCUGCUGUCAACAUGAGAUCUGAAUUAUCUUAUGCAUUUGUAUAAUAACAUCUAUCUUUGACUCACAACAUUUGACGCUUUCAUUGAUAAGCAUUUGACAAGCAGGAAAUGAAACUGCUGGUACCUUCAUAUAUCAAUUAUUUUGUAAUUUAUGUAAAAUGUGCAUAGCUGUUAGGCUGUAGAUAUGAAUAAAAGAGAAAGUACUUUUGAUUGCACCAAUAAAUAACAAGGUUGACUCUUGAAAUUGUACCACAAUUAAAGGGAAUAGCAGAACUUUUCAUCCUUCUGUAUUUAGCAAAAGAUUUUUAGAAUGAAUGAAUGAAAAUGUAGAUGUAUGUAUGACCUUUAAAAGAUAAUGUAUGAAUCCUUAUUUCAAUUAAGAAUUGUGAUUAAGGAUAAGAGGUUGAAAGUUACUUUGCCACAGAGCUCAUCUAAUAUGAACCUAUAUGGAUCUUGACAAUUUUGUUUUUUGACAUUCAGACCAGUAUACAUAACCACUGGUUGCAUUUCUUGUAUACACAAUACAGUAAAUACUGUACAGGACUGUGUUGUGUAUACUUCACCUUCCUAUCAUCUUCUUGUAUGUGUAUUAUUUGUUUUAUGUCAGUAGUAUGUUGUUUAUGCUAAUGCCUUAUGGAUAUUUCAAAAUUACUUAUAAAACUGUUCUCAAUUUAUCCAGUUUUCUUGUUCAAGAUUCAAAAUUUGUUUAUGUCAAGUGCAAUGGCAUAGUACAUACUUUAAAUUUUUAUGCCACUUGAUGUUUCCUCCGUGAAGUAUAAACAAGUAAGAUUGCUGCAACCCAUGUCAUAUUUUGCAAACGUGCCUUUUAUCAAAGUAAAAAGUCAUCCGUCCACUCUAUGUUCUAUGUGAAGUAAUGCUUGAGGUUCUUACAUAGCUAAGCCAAUAUUUUUUGCUCAUAAAAGUGCCUGGUCUCUGUUUUUUUCAAGAAAUAUGAAGAUUUUUCUUUGAUAAAUCAGGUGACAUCUAACCUGUUUCUUAUUCUAUCCGUACAUUACCAGUAAUGCCAUAAAACGCCGCAUGCAUCUUGUUUUCUCUUCUGGUCUCUUUCAGAAUAUUUUUUACUUUGAACCAUUGUCCAUGGACCCUCUUAAUCCCUGAUUGAAAUAUAGUCAUUUUCAUAUUAUACUGUAUACAUAUGUAUUGGCUACUGGAAAUUUUGUUGUGUGAUUGAUAUUGAAAAGUGACACACAAGAGUGAAUAUGUUGUAUGUUGUUCAAAUUGUUAUUGUGAGUAAACAAUGAGUCAGCCUUGUUUUAAAUUAUAACUUAGUGAUUCAGGUCAUUUUAGUGACCAUAAGAAAUGGAUUAUUCUGUAACCAUUUUCACAUCCUGUUGUACUUACGCCAGGUGGGCAAAAUAAAGGUGCAGAGUACUGA